Messenger RNA from Saccostrea echinata, 1274 nucleotides. RefSeq lists its product as uncharacterized. Lineage: Eukaryota; Metazoa; Mollusca; Bivalvia; Ostreida; Ostreidae. The transcript has 4 exons. Bases 101 to 1273 code for a protein of 390 amino acids. The record is from RefSeq and is a predicted model, not a curated record.
AAUGUGUGAAAUUGAUGAAUUCUCUUAGUGUGCGAAAUAUGUAAGAACUCUGCAAUUUAAAUCUUUUGAUUUGUCUGGAAAAGUUUGGAAGGAGGAAAGUAUGAAUGUGCUGACAAAGUGCAGAAUAGUACCAUCAUGUGGAGGUCUUCUUUUAUUGCCGGUAGUUCUCUAUCUUAUCAUGGUUCUCCUUUUCCGGGAUUCUAGAAAUACUGUGAUUCUUCAAGAACAAUCAUGUGACAUUGAAAUGUUAUCAGUAUUGAAAGAAAGUGAAAUGGCUCUUUAUCAAAAGUGUUACAGAGAUAUCCAAGCCAUAGGUGGAGGCGACUGGACAUUUAAAUCAACUCGACAGUGCCUAGAUAUAAAUUCUGAAUUCUACAUACGUUCAAUAGAUGGUAGAAAACAGCUUAUUCCAACGUGUAACAGCAAUAAUGUAUCUAUUAACGCCGUGACAAAUUUCAACCAAUCGCUUCCGGUGUAUGAAUUUCCAAACAGAUGCAUUAACUUAAUCAUUGACAAAUUUUGUUCUGGUGGGGGAGUUGUACCGAAUAUAUUACACUACAUUUGGUUUGGAAUACAAAAUUUUGAGCUUAUUCAUUUCGUUAGUUUCUAUAGUGCUUAUAAAAAGCAGAAGCCAUGUUUAAUUUUACUCUUUUCUGAUUUUUUACCAUUUGGUGACUUGUGGGAUCUUUUACUCACUGUUAUUCCCAAUAUAAUUCAUAUUAGAGUUUCACCUCCAUUAUAUAUCUCAGGAAGACGUAUUUCAUGGGUGCAGCAUAAAUCAGACAUAGUUAGACUUCAUAUUUUGAAAGAGUAUGGUGGCAUAUAUUGUGAUACAGAUCAAAUAAUCCUACGAUCACUAAAUGUCUUCAGAAACAAUGAAUGUACAAUGGGCAAUGCGCAUGAUGGUUCCCUUGGAAGUGCAUUAAUUCUGGCAGCAAAGAACUCCCAAUUUAUUAAUAAAUGGAUCGAAAGUUACAUAUCUUAUGAUCCAACGAAGUGGGGAGACAACUCGGUGACUAUGGCCAUGAAGCUCGCCAAAGAGAAUAAGGAUUUAAUUGAAGUGCAAGAUCAUCAUUGCGUUUUCUUUCCACACGCAAUGAUUUUGUAUAACCAGAAUUACAAAUGGUCUCACAGUUACGGGUUACACGUCUAUAAACUUGGUCAUAUAGAAGAAUUAAAAAGGCUGAAUUUCACAAAUAUACGACGCCUAAACAGUACAAUAGGUGCUGUGAUUCGGUACAUUUUGUACGGAAACAAAGAGAUGUGUGAAUAAA